GCAUCUCAUCUUCUGGUCAGCGGCCCGUUUGCUGCUUACUCCAAACAACCUCCACACAUCCCUGCGACGUCGGGGCCGCCCUUGAAACUCCAUCACCCUGCCUGGUUGCCCCGGGGGCCUUGCCGUGCAUGCACCUCCCACCUCGGACGAGACAACUUGAACACAACACAACACAUACUCCAUACAGCAGAAUUGCCCGUACUGAACAUGUCGGCAACUCGAUUUGUGCGGCGCACUCUUCAGCGCAGAGAUGACGACGACGACGAUGAUCGCACGGAAUCAUGGGGUCUUGACGACGAUGAUAACGAUGAAGGUUAUUGGUGGUAUAGCGAUGAGGGAGUGAUCGUCAAGUGGUCAAUCCUUGCCGUCAUCAUCGUUCUAUUUACCCUCUGGAUCGUGGGCGGAUACUGGCAUGCAAAGAGGAGGAUCGCAAAGGGUCUACGACCUCUGGCAUACCAUCGAUGCUUUGUGAGCAGGCGCAUGAUGGCACAGGUCGACCCAAGAUACGCAUAUCACCCACAACCAUAUUAUGCUAGCUACCCGGGGCCAGACGGACACAACUAUGUGCAGCCUGGUGGAUAUCCCAUGUACAACAUGCCUCCUCCGGUAUACGACCCGUCACGGCCUCCCAUGUAUGAAGAGCCUCCCGAAGGUGGCUCUAAGAUCGACCCGACGCAAGGACAGAGACGGGGCGACGGACCUGCAGACUACCAGGCACCACCAGGACCACCUCCUGCGAGAUAG
Messenger RNA from Fusarium keratoplasticum, 744 nucleotides. RefSeq lists its product as uncharacterized. Bases 208 to 744 code for a protein of 178 amino acids. NCBI's taxonomy places the organism in Eukaryota, Fungi, Ascomycota, Sordariomycetes, Hypocreales, Nectriaceae. The record is from RefSeq and is a predicted model, not a curated record. The transcript is spliced from 3 exons.